Messenger RNA from Trichoderma citrinoviride, 1179 nucleotides. Its product is annotated as GPCR, PTH11-type. The record is from RefSeq and is a predicted model, not a curated record. The coding region runs from base 1 to 1179 and encodes 392 amino acids. The transcript has 3 exons. NCBI's taxonomy places the organism in Eukaryota, Fungi, Ascomycota, Sordariomycetes, Hypocreales, Hypocreaceae.
AUGGCUCCGCAGGCAGCUGAUGCUUCGUCUUCUCUCACGCCUUUGGAGCAGGGACAACUGCUUUCGAAGCAAGCAUAUGCCGAGCCUCCUAUUGUACCGACUGGCCUUGCCUUGUCUAUUGUCAUUGUCAUUUUGAUCUUUACGGUUUUGUCUACGAUUGUCAUUGCGUUGAGGAUAUAUGUUCGAGCAUGGAUGGAGAAGACGUUGAAAACCUGGGGAUGGGAAGACACAUUUAUCGUCCUGGGCUAUGGCACCUUUUUGUCGAGUGCGAUAUUUGCCAUCAAGGCAUGCUUCUACGGACUGGGGUCGCACGACUCGAAAUUGAACCCAUUGCUCAUGAUCCGAUGCGCCGAGUAUAUGAUGUACUCCAACGUUAUAUACGGCUUCUCCAUGCCUCUCAUUAAGGCCUCGAUUGUGUUUACACUUAACCGCAUCACCACCACCCCGUGGCAUUGUUGGGGACUCUACGGAAUGCUUUUCAUGGCCACCAUCAUGGCCAUCGUCGGCAUACUCGCUACUCUUCUUUAUUGUCAUCCCGUCCCAGCAUACUGGAACCCUCUUCUUGGCACCUGUGGCGACUUCAUGGUGGUUGUUCGCAUUGGUUAUGCUUGGACGGCGAUUGGUAUUGUGACGGACUGGACAUGCGCGAUUCUGCCGUACUUUAUCGUGCGCAAUCUUCAAAUGGCGUCCCGACAGAAGUUGAUUGUGAUGCUCAUUCUGGGGCUUGGAGCUGUUGCGAGCACGGCUACCAUUGUUAGAGCGCCGUAUCUCAAGUACUACCUCGUUACGGAGGAUCGACUAUCUUACCAUACUGAGUACACAGACUGGAACGGCUACAUCACUCUAUGGUGUCUGCUUGAGAGUGGAAUCGCACUCAUCGCUGCCUGUCUCCCAGCGCUUCGCAUCUUGGUCCGCAAGUACGUCGAUGCAUCCAAGAAUGGUUCGUCUGGCAAAAGUCACGGUUAUGGUACCGGCUCUGGGGCUGUUAGGAGCCAUAACCGCGCUCCGUCAACACAGCUGGACACACUCACUACCAGUGGAAAGGCGACGGCUGUUGGUGGCCAAUGGGAGCGAUUGGAGGACGACAACUCUAGCUCUAGGAAGAUUAUGCAGAAGACCACCAUAUAUGUCGAGACGGAUAGCAUGAGUGAUCUCGACAGGCAUUCUUUGAAGGCGUAA